Molecule: messenger RNA, 1423 nt
Organism: Mesitornis unicolor (brown roatelo)
Lineage: Eukaryota; Metazoa; Chordata; Aves; Mesitornithiformes; Mesitornithidae
Gene: MLC1
Product: megalencephalic leukoencephalopathy with subcortical cysts 1
Exons: 10
Coding region: 1-921 (306 amino acids)
Biological process (GO): regulation of response to osmotic stress
Cellular component (GO): endoplasmic reticulum; plasma membrane; cytoplasmic vesicle
Source: RefSeq, a predicted model, not a curated record
AUGGGGCCUGAAUGGCUUGCUGUGGUUGAAGAUGUGUAUAUUUGGGUGUUGUGUAUUCCUUCAGCAGUUGUGAGCUUUGCUAUAGCAAGGAAUAAAAUUAAUGUGAUACCAAAUUUUCAGAUUCUGUUUGUCUCUACUUUUGCUGUAACGACAACGUGUUUAAUUUGGUUUGGAUGCAAACUUGUCCUCAAUCCAUCAGCUAUAAAUAUAAAUUUCAACUUGAUUCUCCUAAUUCUGCUGGAAAUCUUCAUGGCAACUACUGUGAUCAUUUCCGCUAGGUCUACUGAAGACUGCUGUACGAGAAAGAAAAAUACUACAUAUGAAGGUACCAUCGUUGUGAGCAACGUCAGCUUUCCUACUCGAAUUCUGAAGUCAUACUCAGUAAUUGAGGUGAUUAUUGGAAUUUCAUCAGUAUUUGGUGGAAUAAUUGCUUUGAAUAUGGAUGUUCUAGUCUCAGGUCCAUAUCUUUCAGUAACGUUCUUUUGGAUCUUAGUUGCCUGCUUUCCAAGUGCUAUUGCAAGUCACGUAGCUGCUGAAUAUCCAAGUAAAUGUCUGGUUGAGGUCCUGAUUGCCGUUAGCAGUGUUACCUCUCCAUUGUUGUUCACAGCUUCUGCGUACUUAUCCUUCAGUAUCAUGCAAGUUGUUGACAUCUUUAAAAAUUAUCCACCUGCUGUUAAACAGUCUUAUGAUGUGCUCCUGUUGCUUCUGAUGUUGAUGCUUCUAAUUCAGGCCUGUCUUACUAUUGGAACUGUAAUACAGUGUGUAAAUUAUAAGACAAAAAUGAAACUACAUGACUCAUCAUGGACAGCAUCACAGGUUAAAAAACAGGAAUAUAGAACAACAGAGGUUUCCAAUAAUACCUUAAAGGAUUUUGACAAAGACAAAGCCUGGAAAGCAGUUGUGGUGCAGAUGGCUCAAUAGCUUGGAUCCUGCAAAGGCAGCAAAUACAGAGAACAAUCCAAUACAGUAAAUCGACUGUUUGAAUUAAGGCUUAAAAACUUUUCAGUUUAUAAACGGCAAAUGUUACAGCAGUAGAAGCCAAGGAAUAACACAGCCAAUAAUGUGUCUUUCUAAUAAUUUUGAAAUAUACUGAUAAUAUUUUUAACACAUCUGUCUUCUCUGUUAGUAUCUGUAUUCUAGUGCUGCUUUAGAAGAUACCUUUAGAAAAAAGGUAAUGAGACACAUGGAUUUAUGCUGAUGGCAAAGUAAAAUAAGACAAUAUGUGGUAGGCUUCAUAUAUUUGCAAGAGAUUGUUAUAACUGCAGUUAUGCAGUCAGUGUAACUGAUAAAUGCUUUUGUAAAGUUAUGAGUACAAGUCAUGAUUGAUAUUUUUGCUUAUACUUCACUUUUGUAGGAGUUGUAAAGUUGUUUUGCAUCUCAUUGCUUUUAUAUAAAUAAAAGUCCUUAUUAUGUGGAAACUCAA